This is a messenger RNA of Sesamum indicum (sesame), 1026 nucleotides long. Its product is annotated as Nuclear transport factor 2 (NTF2) family protein. The record is from RefSeq and is a predicted model, not a curated record. NCBI's taxonomy places the organism in Eukaryota, Viridiplantae, Streptophyta, Magnoliopsida, Lamiales, Pedaliaceae.
CAUCAAUUCUUAGGCCGCUUUGAAAAAAACAUAAAAUAAAAAGAAAAGUGUAGUAACAAUAAUAAUAAAUAGAAAAAAGUAACGGUGAUUAGCUAAGAAGAAGAAGAUGAUGAUUCACACAAUUCCCAUCUUCCAAUUUGGCCCCUCCCAUCUCCAAUCACACCACCUCCAUCCCCAUCUCCAAGCUUCCACCUUUACUACUGCAGCUUCCACUUCCGGUAAUCUUGCUGCUCUGCCGAACCCAACAUUCCAUAGUUAUGGGCGUGCUGCUGCCUCUGGGGGUCGCCCAAAUAGCAAUUGGUGGGUACUUCGGAGUAAUAACCCCACGGCGGUUGCUUCCUCUGCGCUGGAGUUACAAUCAGCUUCCAACGUCGUCAGAAAAUUCUAUGACGGAAUCAACCGCCGCGAUUUGGCCUCAGUGGAUGACCUUAUUUCCCUCAAUUGCAUCUACGAGGACCUUGUUUUCCCUCGACCCUUCAUCGGCCGCAAGGCAAUCCUUGAGUUCUUUAAGCAGUUUAUGGAUUCCAUCAGCACAGAUUUGCAGUUUGCUAUUGAUGAUAUAUCCGAGGAGGAUGCCUGUGCUGUGGGGGUAACUUGGCACUUAGAUUGGAAGGGAAAACCUUUUCCUUUCAGCAAAGGAUGUAGCUUUUAUCGUUUGGAUGUAGUGAAUGGCCAGAGGCAAAUAGUUUAUGGAAGAGACUGUGUCGAGCCUGCCAUCAAGCCUGGAGAGACGGCUUUGGUAAUUAUCAGAGGAGUCACUUGGCUGCUGCAGAAAUUCCCAUAUUUGGCUGACCGGUUAUAAUUGAAGCAUGAUCGAUGCUUGUUACACUGAAGAGAUUGUAUAAUAUAGUUAGUAGCUAUUCAAUUGUAUAGCGGGGUGGGUGCUGGGAUGAACAAUGUAAUCCAGAUUUGAAUUUGAUACGCAAGCUUAUAGUUCAUUCUCCUAGUAACACCAUUGAGACAUACUAAAUUGUAAACAAUAUUCUAAGUCAUAGUUUUGCAUGCUUGUGUCAUCUACAUUGUUCA